CACGCCGCCUACGCCAUGGCUUUCUUGAUCUAUUGCCUCGUCGCCAUGGUGUCGCUGUCGCUGGCCUCCAUGUCGCCGGCGGUCUCCGCUGUGGAACCCCCGACCAUGUCGAACACGGAUCAGUUCCUGCGGGCGCACAACGAGGCGCGCGCGGCGGUGGGCGUGCCGCCGCUGUCGUGGAACUCCACGCUGAUGAUGGAAGCGCUGCGGUACUCCAGCGAGCUCCGCGUGGACUGCGACGCGCUGCCGCCGGCGCCGUGGGGCACCCGCGGCGCGUACGGGCGGAACCUCUACCACGGCCACGGCGUGCGCCGCGGCGCGGACGCGGCGGCGUUCUGGGCGCAGGGCCGGCGGUGGUACGACGUCCGCGGCGCCGCCAACGCCUGCGCGGCGCCGCCCGGCUGGGGCUGCGGCGCGUACACGCAGAUGGUGUGGCGCGACACGACGCAGCUCGCCUGCGUGGCCCGCCCCUGCCGCUGCGCGCGUCGCCCCUGCCCCGACGUCAUCGACACCGUGGCCGUCUGCGAGUACUACCCGCCGGGCAACCUCGUCGGCCAACGCCCGUACUGAUCAUCUGCUUACUUCUGAGCUCUGAGACACUCUAUGCAAUAUACUAUACUCUCCGGUUUUGUUUUUCAUAGAUUGACUAAAAAUAAUUGGAGGAAGCAUUUUCUAUUGGUUGCUUGAUGGAAAAUCAUGG
Oryza brachyantha (malo sina) is the source of this 700-nucleotide messenger RNA. RefSeq names its product pathogenesis-related protein PRMS-like. The transcript has a single exon. The record is from RefSeq and is a predicted model, not a curated record. Lineage: Eukaryota; Viridiplantae; Streptophyta; Magnoliopsida; Poales; Poaceae. Bases 16 to 570 code for a protein of 184 amino acids.